This is a messenger RNA of Saitoella complicata NRRL Y-17804, 961 nucleotides long. RefSeq lists its product as uncharacterized. Gene Ontology annotation, biological process: regulation of transcription by RNA polymerase II. The transcript has 2 exons. Gene Ontology annotation, cellular component: NuA4 histone acetyltransferase complex; nucleus. The record is from RefSeq and is a predicted model, not a curated record. Lineage: Eukaryota; Fungi; Ascomycota; Saitoellomycetes; Saitoellales; Saitoellaceae. Bases 138 to 860 code for a protein of 240 amino acids.
UCAGGCACGCCCUCGCGUACUCCAACCAUCCCAUAAAACACCGGGAACUCCAAGAUGUCGACUCAGGAGGCAAUGGAGUCGAAGGACGAGGUCAUGAUGGAUGCGCAGCUCGCCCCGGUCGCAGAGGACGCAGACGAAUGGACCGCAGACGAGGAGAUCGAGCUCCUGCGGCAGGUAUGCCGGUACAGACCGGCAUACACAAACAUUUCCGCAUGGUUUCCAUCGCAAAGAACCUCAACGGUACCUCCGCAGACCCAAAAUACCCAAUAAAGCGGAUAUGGGCGAAACUCGCAACACUCUACGACCUCCAAAAGUUAGACGAGUUGGAUGCUGCGAAUCCCGAUACACCAGACGCUUCAGUCCCAACGACGCCUGCGACCAACGCACCUGAUGUUAUCCCAGAUACGCCAUACACAGAGUUCACCCUUCCAGUAGUGCAAUACGGUGACCUCAUGUUACGACAUGCCAAGGGUCAAGACGAUGACGGUAUGUCACUCGCGACUUCGCCAGCACAACUAUCAAACUACACGUUCACCAGCAAAGGACGGAAACGAGGUGGAUCUGUUGGUACUGGGACAGUCGCGAGCGAGGAUGAGGAGGAAGAGACAGAAGGCGAGGAAGAAGAGGAGGAGGAGGAGGAGGGGAGCGCAACGACAAGUCCAGCAAGGAAACGUGGAAGAGGUCGAGGCGGUGCACGAGGUGGACGCGGACGGAGAAAGACGUUGGGAACAGAAGAUGACGCACCAGAAGACACCCCAACAAAGCCAACACGAGGAAGAGGCCGUGGACGGGGCGGCAGAGGACGGACAGCAGCAGCAGCAGCAGGCACAAGAUCAUCAACGCGAAGCACAAAGAAAUAAGGAAGGCGCCGGAAGGAUGACACAUAUGCAUAUCGAUAUCACGGAUAACAAACGAUAUUAUACCACUCUUCUAGCGUAGCUCAUAACACGGCCUAUCUCUC